AUGGUCCUCGAAACCAAGCAGCCGAUACUAGACCAGAUGAAGAAAGCUAAGGAGGCGAAACCGCCGACCAGCCCCCUGAUCUUACAGCUGCUGAUCCCUAAAGGGAUGGCACAGAGCACCUUUCAGCUGCCUGUGGUGGACGCUGGAACCCGCGAGUUCUUGCCGCUGGACGAGGAGGUCAACAGACGGCUGUUGAAGCAAAUCGACUGGUCGCCGCCCGGCUCUGAGCCUCUAACAAGAGGGCUCCGCCCUUUGAAGACAAGGCUGUUCGCGAUGAGGGCAAAGGGAGAUGGGAACUGUCUGCCUCACGCUGUUUCACUGUCGCUGUGGGGCCAUGGAGACAACACGCUGGUACUACGGUCGUUGUUGAAGGAAGUCUUCCAGGACAGGCCCAGCGAGGCUAUCUUGUUUUCCGUUUGGUGCAAGGAGCAAAAGCGGGUAAACGAGGCGGCCGGAGGAAGCGCCUCCAUCAAAAUGACAGCCGGCGAGUUGCAGGCGGAAUGGCGCAUGCUCAUGGAGGCAGUCAAGACGCCGUCAGCCCACCUCUCCUCUUUCCACGUCUUCGUGUUCGCCCACGUCCUACGACGCCCGAUAGUGGUCUACGGGGAAACAUAUGUUUACGGUGCCAACAACAGCGAGGCGUUUGUUCCGUCUGACAUGCCCGGGAUCUACCUCCCGACUUUGCAGCACCAAGACAAGUGCUACAAGUCAGCGAUUGCGGUGGCUUACACCUGCCCCGUUGUCGGUAGGGCUGGCCACUUUUCUCCUCUCGUCGGGAUGUCCAAGCAGCUGAAAUAUCUUCCCUUGGUAGACGAGCACGGAAAAAACUUGCCCGUUAGGUAAGCAUCGUUGGGUUGAAGUGGCCCGGUAUCGGUGGCAUGCUGGGGGCGGACAGGGGAUUAAUAACGUGGCACUGCUGUUGCUGUAGCAUGUCGACCUU
Ectocarpus siliculosus is the source of this 940-nucleotide messenger RNA. NCBI's taxonomy places the organism in Eukaryota, Phaeophyceae, Ectocarpales, Ectocarpaceae. The record is from the annotation of a GenBank genome assembly.